UGCAUGUCCACUGGAGGCAGGUUUGACUUUGAUGACGGGGGGUCGUACUGCGGGGGGUGGGAGCAGGGGAAGGCCCAUGGCCGAGGGGUCUGCACGGGACCGCAGGGCCAAGGCGAAUAUGCCGGUGCCUGGAGUCAUGGCUUUGAGGUCCUGGGUGUGUACACGUGGCCCAGCGGGAACAGCUACCAGGGCACCUGGGCGCAGGGCAAGAGGCACGGCAUCGGGGUGGAGAACAAGGGUCGCUGGGAGUACAGGGGCGAGUGGACGCAGGGCUUCAAAGGUCGCUACGGACAGCUGGAGAGCACGGCCAGCGGGGCUCGAUACGAGGGCACAUGGAGCAACGGGCUGCAGGACGGAUACGGCACUGAAACCUACUCUGAUGGAGGGACCUAUCAGGGCCAAUGGCUGGCUGGGAUGCGUCAUGGUUACGGCGUGCGGCAGAGUGUCCCAUACGGCAUGGCGGCCGUCAUUCUCUUUCCUCUGCGGACUUCCAUAAACUCGCUGCGCUCCGAGCACAGCCACGGCCCCCCCGCCGUCAUGGAGGAUGGCUCCGCCCCCACACCCACAGACGGGGUGGUGGCCGGGCUGGCCGGGAGUCCAGUGGGUCGUGGCGGGUUCGCUCUGACGGCUCCAAGUGAAGCCGAGCGCCAGAGGAAGAGGAAAGGUCGUUUCAGGCAGUCCAUCCUGAGCGGCCUUAAACUGCGGCGCUCUGAGUCCAAAAGCUCUCUCGCCAGUCAGCUGAGCAAACAGAGCUCGUUCUGCAGCGAGGCCGGCAUGAGCACCGUCAGCUCGGCAGCGUCAGACAUCCACUCCAAUGCCAGCGAGAGCGAGCAAGGGGCCCCUGUGGACGCUACGGUCACGGAGAUGUAUGCAGGCGAGUGGAGGAGUGACCAGAGGGCCGGAUGGGGCGUGAGCCGGCGUUCGGACGGCCUGCAUUAUGAAGGCGAGUGGGCGGGGAAUAAGCGUCACGGGUAUGGCUGCACCACAUUCCCCGAUGGCACCAAAGAGGAGGGAAAAUACAAACAAAAUGUCCUGGUGAGCGGGAAGCGCAAGAACCUGAUCCCGCUGAGGGCCAGCAAGAUCCGCGAGAAGGUGGACCGAGCCGUGGAGGCGGCGGAGAAGGCGGCAGACAUCGCCAAGCAGAAAGCUGAGAUCGCCAUGUCACGGAUGAGCCACGCCCGGGGGAAGGCCGAGGCGGCUGAAGGCGUCGCUCAGAAGGCGAUGGAGGAGUGUCGACUGGCGAGGAUCGCUGCCAAAGAGCUCUCCCCCUCCUUCCACAUCUACGGGAAUGGUCUGGAGUGUCAGAGGCCCAAACACCAGGACGCCAAGGACAAGGACCACGAGGUCAUCUCCACGGGGACCGACAGUCCUGAGCUGUGCACGCCUGACACCACGCCGCCUGUCAUAUCACCUGACCUCAGCCCCGUGCUGAGCGUGCCCACCUCGCCGCCACACACCCCGCCCAAACACGCCCACCGCCCCCGGAAUGCCUGCUUUAUGCGCCAGAGCGCUGUGGACGAUCAAGGCGGGGCUGAGAUCCAGGUCCUGGUGGAGGGGCGGGGUGUGGACCUGCCCAGGGCCGGGGCCAACAACUGGAGUGACGACGUGUACCCGGACCGAGGGGGCAGCAGCCGCUCCACCACGCCGUCCCUGCUGGAGGAGCACGAAAGUCAGAUCAACGGGCACGAGCAGGCGCCGCUGUCCAACCACAAACCCCGCGACAAGCCCUCAUCCAAUCACAAGUCGUCAUACCGAGCGUGGGAACACUCCCUGUCCAACCAGAAGCCCUCCAAGCACGCCUCCUCCAAUCACAAGUCGCGGGAGUACUCGUCGUCCAAUCACAAAACAUGGGAUCAUUCCUCCUCCAAUCACAAGGCCUGUGAGCAUGCCUCCUCCAACUACAAGCCGCAGGUUCAUAUUUUAUCCAAUCACAAAGCCUCGGACCACAACACGUCUAAUCACAAGACUUCUGAGCAUGCUUCCUCCAAUCACAAGUCCCACGAUUAUAUCUCGUCCAAUCACAGCGCCAAGGAGCACGUCUCCUCCAGUUACAAACCCCGAGAGCAUGUCUACUCCAACCACCACCCCAAGCAGCACAACGCCCCCAACCACAAGCUGAGCGAGCACGCCAGCCCCACCCCUCGGCUGGACGGACUUCCUGGGAGCUGGACCGCAGAGAGUACCCUGAGGUGGAGCCCCGCCCACUCCCGCCUCACGGAGCAGGAUGAUGAGCGGAUGAACGACUACACAGUUGACAUGAGGCUUCAGAGCGUGGACUCGCAGACAUCUAGGGGGCGCGGCCACGAGUCGCCGCCCCCCAAGAACAAUCGGCUGAGGUCCCGAGGCCUGCGGCCGGUCAGGGAGGGGUCCAUGGACUCAGUACAGAUGCUGGACAACCUGAAUGUGGGGGCCGAGCUAGAGGAGUGGCCGCUGCACAGGGACCUGACCCUCUCACCCCCCCUCAAGUCUCCGCCCAUCACUCUGGAGCAGGACGGAGAAAAUCUCACGCUCAAAUCAAACUCAGGCUCCAGCUCUAUUCUGGUGGUUAUGGUCAUUUUACUCAAUAUUGGAGUAGCCAUUCUUUUCAUUCACUUCUUUAUUUAAGCUUAUACAGGUAUGAUCUAUAAGACUUAUUGAUAACUACGGUAUAUUACAUGAUUAUUAUUACGUACUGAGACGGACAUGGAGCCCGCAGCCCAGCGACGGACACAGCAGAGCCUUUUAUCGUUGCUACGUACUCGUCUUCUCACCUCUGUUCGAGCACCAUUCCUUUUUCAAACGCUUCUUUUCAGCUUGCCACCACAGAAGAAGAGAGAGAAGAGUGCAGCUUUAAGGAGGGAGGACACACCUGCAUGCAGCAGCGCCUCCUGGAGAUGGCACAGGCAGUUCUUCCCAUUUUUCCAUCAUUUUAGACAAGAUUCUAUAAAAAACUUUGUUUCCUGCUAACAUGCUAGGUCUAGCAUGGUGCACAUCCUCCACCCUGAACCCUUUAGCCUUUGAAUCAUUGUCCAUUGAAGCCCCGCCCCCCCAGUCUCCCCAUCUUAUCGGCACUAUGCGCUACAUACAGAACUAUGCUGCAGAGUAGAUCCAUUUUAAAGGGCUCCGUCAUGAUUCUUUCUUUUUCCACAAAGAACUUCACACAACGAUUGCAUGAGGCUGUGUGGGCUUUAAUCGAGCAUUUUUAACCCUUUAACAUCACCGUUCUGUCCUCAUUCGUAUGCACGCCAUCCUCUUAUCAUAAUUUCCUGUCGCCGGCGCCGAUUAGGAGAUCAGCGCCACCAUUGAAUCAAAUCAUCCGAUCCAACUUUGAACCAAACGUCAGCGGCCGGCCGACACAGACACAGAGGAGUGGGACCCUGAGGAAGUUAGUGUUCAAACGCACUAAGGCUCAUUUCUGCUCUGCAUCAGAGACAGACGGCACCGUCAGCCUGUCCUCGGCGUUCACUUCAUCCGUAUUUCUAAAUCAAGGCGCUUCUUUGAGAGGGCGUCCUCGAUGUAAGGCUGAUUAGAAACGAGUCCAGCAGAGAAAAAUACACCAGAUACCUGAUCUAUUAUGUUAGUCCUUUAUUUGUGGCUCUGCUCAGACUGAUUUAAAUGUUGGAGUCAAGACAUGUGAUUGGUUGUUUUCUAGAAUCUUCCAGCCUGUGGUUCUAUCGACGGUCAGCUCUAUACUCCUGACACUCACACAGAAAAUCCACUACGUGUUUCUAUACAAGGCGUGAGCUUUUAGAGGCACUGACACCCAGAAGGCUUAGCUUGAUGCUAACUCAUAAUGGAAAUGACCAUUAACAGGCUAAAAGAUUUAGCAUUGGUUCUGAUCAUUUGCAUUAAAAUCAUUAUUAUUGAUUGUUUUGUUUUUUUUAAGUUUAGAGAGGUGAGGUCAGUUUAGCCUCCCAGUAUGUCGGCCCACAUUAUUGUGUUCUUCUUCUUUGUUUUUUUUAUGGGCGAUGUUAGCAGCCAGCUAACAGAAGCCCUAUGAUCACCACCCCAAAAUCCAUCAGUACCAGGAGCUCAGAAGAAUCAAAGUCGCAUACAAAGCACAAAAUGAAUUCAACCCCUGCAUCUUGUUUCAAAAAAGUUGGGACAGCAUUAGAAAAGACUGGGAAAGUUGUGAAAAGCUUAAAAACACCUAGAACAUUCCACGGGUUAGACAGUUAACUAAUGACUGUUUAACUUAUUUCAGCAACACAAUGCCAAAUCACAUGCUACACAAGUUACAACACCAUGGCUUCACAACAAAAGAUGGCAGGGCCUAGACUGGUCUGAAAGACGAGCAAGGAUGGAAUGUUUUAUAGGUUUUAAAUGAUGAUAUCUUCUAAGGCAAGGCUGGAAUGUUUUAUAGUUCUUAAGGGAUUACAGCACUUUCAAAGGCAGGAAUAGAGAUUUUUAUAGGUUUUAAAGGAUGACAAAAUUUUGAAGGCAAGGCUGGAAUAUUUUAUAGGUUUUAAAGGAUGACAUUAUCUUCCAAGGCAAGGCUGGAAUAUUUUAUUGGUUUUAAAGGAUGACAUUAUCUUCAAAGGCAAGACUGGAAUGAAUUAUAGUUCUUAAAGGAUGACCAUGGCUGGAAUGUUUCUAUGUGUAAAAGGAUGACAUCACAUCCGAGGCUGGAAUGUUUUAUAGGUUUUAAAGGAUGAUAUCAUAUUUAAAGGCAAGGCUGGAAUGUUUUUAUGUGUAAAAGGAUGACAUCAUCUUCACAUCCAAGGCUGGAAUGUUUCAUAGGUUUUAAAGGGUUACAUCAUCUUCAAAGGCAACGCUGGACUGUUUUGUAGGUUUUAAAGAAUGACAUCAUCUUCACAGGCAAGGCUGGAAUGUUUCAUAGGUUUCAAGGGAUGAUAUCUUUUAAAGGCAAGGCUGGAAUGUUUCAUAGGUUUUAAAGGGUUACAUCAUCUUCAAAGGCAAGGCUGGAAUGUUUUAUAGGUUUUAAAGGAUAACAUCACCUUUUAAAGGCAAGGCUGGAAUAUUUUAAGGUUUUAAAGGAUAACAUCAUCUUUUGAAGGCAAGGUUGGAAUGUUUUAUAGACUUAGCAUCAUCUAUUGUAGACAGAGGACAGUAUUUUUGUGAAGCUGGGGAUGUUGGGGGCCUUUUCCUUCAUUUCUAACCGAAUGGAAUGAUUGUUGUGCUCUAAAACUGUCAGGAAGCGUUCACAUAAACAUGGCGUUAGCCGGCCCAGGAACAUGGAUGGAGAAUAAACCAGAGCAGGAGGGCGACGAACAGGCAGGAAAUGUACGUCAGCUGAAUGGCAUGGAGGUCUGUGUACUCUGCCCUCUAGUGGAUGAAUUUAUAAAAUGCCCGCCCCCACGUUAAUGACACGUUAGCGUUCGUCUGUUUUUAAAGCGAGCAUAAAUGAGCCUAAAACCACGCACGCUAACUCACACAAACAGGUACAUGCUGACACAGCGAGGAGGAUGAGCCCCGCCCCUUUGUACAGCCUGAGACUGUUAUGUUAUAACACUAAUAUAUAUGUGUAUGUGUCAUUAUUAUCAUUAUAAUUAUGGUUAUUAUUAUUAUUACAGUUUGUUCCUUUCUGCAGUUUGUAAACAGAGAGAAUGCAGAGUGCCUCGUAUUUAUUCAUUUAGAGUUUAUUUAAACCCCGCCCCCCACACACCUGUGGGCCGAGAGGAGACGAAUGGUGACCCUCCACCCCCUCCACCCUCCUCACCCACCAACACCCCCCGUCCCCUCCCUCUCACCCUGAAAUGGCAUGCACUGUUUUGUCUCUCUCCCCCUUUGGACCAGUGAAAAGGGAAAAAUGGGGUUUCUACGGUGUCAUUUCCAGACACUCUUUUGGGCCGGAUGAGAUUUUUUUCAGCAUGUUUGUUCAGCCUGCUCAAUCUGGUGUCAGUUUGUGAGUUUCUCCCUCUCGUCUCUUUAAUCCAGCAACACACAAGGCGACGUGAGACGAGGAGAGCAGUGUAAAAUAAACGCUAGCUUCUAACUCUCCGUGGGUUUAUGAAUGAUCUAAAGAAACUCUGCUACUGUAUGUUUUAUACUUCGCACCCAGUGGCAUCAUCAUGUUGUGACAUCAUUGCA
This is a messenger RNA of Cheilinus undulatus (humphead wrasse), 6030 nucleotides long. It is a transcript of the gene jph3a, whose product is annotated as junctophilin 3a. Bases 4 to 2604 code for a protein of 866 amino acids. Gene Ontology annotation, cellular component: endoplasmic reticulum membrane; plasma membrane; junctional membrane complex. The record is from RefSeq and is a predicted model, not a curated record. Gene Ontology annotation, biological process: regulation of synaptic plasticity. Lineage: Eukaryota; Metazoa; Chordata; Actinopteri; Labriformes; Labridae. The transcript is spliced from 5 exons.